Messenger RNA from Erpetoichthys calabaricus (reedfish), 2342 nucleotides. It is a transcript of the gene ap1m1, whose product is annotated as adaptor related protein complex 1 subunit mu 1. Gene Ontology annotation, molecular function: clathrin-cargo adaptor activity. Bases 237 to 1508 code for a protein of 423 amino acids. The transcript has 12 exons. The record is from RefSeq and is a predicted model, not a curated record. Gene Ontology annotation, biological process: vesicle-mediated transport; intracellular protein transport. NCBI's taxonomy places the organism in Eukaryota, Metazoa, Chordata, Cladistia, Polypteriformes, Polypteridae. Gene Ontology annotation, cellular component: clathrin-coated vesicle; clathrin adaptor complex.
CCUUCUUCCUCUGAGGCUGGAAGUAAGGGUUUUGACAGACACAUUCAUUGGACGAGUACAUCUUACACUAUAACGGGUGACUCCGGUAGUGGAUGAAGCGAUCCGGUGGCUUUAAAAUGCAUUCUUAGAAAUACCGGCUUUACACCCAUCUGUAGAUUAUUCACAUUGACAUCCGCAGCUCGGAAAGAGAACACAAAAGACACGAUUGCCUGGGAGAAAGCAACCGGCGAUUCAGUAUGUCGGCUAGCGCGGUUUAUGUUCUGGACUUGAAAGGAAAGGUCCUGAUCUGCCGCAAUUACCGUGGUGAUGUGGACAUGUCAGAAAUUGAGCAUUUUAUGCCCAUUUUGAUGGACAAGGAAGAGGAAGGAACAUUGUCUCCAAUCCUUGCCCAUGGUGGAGUGCGGUUCAUGUGGAUUAAACACAACAAUUUGUACCUUGUCGCCACAUCCAAGAAGAAUGCCUGUGUAUCGUUGGUCUUUUCUUUUUUGUACAAGAUUGUCCAGGUCUUUUCAGAAUACUUCAAAGAAUUGGAAGAAGAAAGCAUUAGAGACAACUUUGUUAUCAUCUAUGAACUAAUGGACGAGCUCAUGGAUUUUGGCUACCCCCAGACCACAGAUAGCAAGAUUCUUCAAGAGUACAUCACCCAGGAGGGACACAAACUGGACACUGGAGCCCCUCGGCCCCCUGCCACCGUUACCAAUGCUGUCUCAUGGAGGUCAGAGGGCAUCAAGUACAGGAAAAAUGAAGUCUUCCUGGACGUGAUUGAAUCCGUCAACCUUUUGGUUAGCGCCAAUGGAAACGUACUGCGCAGUGAGAUUGUAGGAUCCAUCAAAAUGAGAGUGUUCCUGUCUGGCAUGCCAGAACUGAGACUUGGCUUGAAUGAUAAGGUCCUGUUUGAAAACACUGGACGUGGGAAGAGUAAAUCUGUGGAGCUGGAAGAUGUGAAGUUCCACCAAUGUGUGCGACUCUCUCGUUUCGAAAAUGACCGAACCAUUUCCUUCAUUCCUCCGGAUGGCGAGUUUGAGCUUAUGUCUUACAGACUCAACACACAUGUGAAACCACUGAUCUGGAUUGAGUCUGUUAUCGAGAAGCACUCACAUAGCCGCAUUGAAUACAUGAUAAAGGCAAAAAGUCAGUUCAAACGAAGGUCCACCGCCAACAAUGUUGAAAUCCACAUUCCAGUUCCUAAUGAUGCAGACUCGCCUAAAUUCAAAACUACCGUGGGCAGCGUCAAAUGGGUUCCAGAGAACAGUGAAAUAGUCUGGUCCAUUAAAUCCUUUCCAGGUGGCAAAGAGUAUUUGAUGAGGGCUCACUUUGGCCUUCCAUCUGUAGAAGCAGAAGACAAAGAGGGAAAGCCACCAAUCAGCGUCAAGUUUGAAAUUCCUUAUUUCACCACUUCAGGAAUCCAGGUUCGUUACCUGAAAAUUAUUGAAAAGAGUGGCUACCAGGCUUUACCAUGGGUUCGAUACAUCACCCAGAAUGGAGACUAUCAGCUCCGAACUCAAUAAUGGAGGCCUUUUGCAUUGCUUGAUCAGCACCUGGGAGCAGCUUUUGAGGGUCUUGGGAGCCCCCCUGGGUGGAUAUCUCUGUGGCGUCUUUGUUAUGGACUUAUCAGAUCAUCUCCAACUUUGUUAUAUUUUUUUUUUUUAUGUGAGUGCAGGUGGGCUCUGAAGUAUCCAUUCGAGACCCCCUCUGCAUUGACAUGCCAGUAUUUUUUUUCUCCUUUCCCUCUUGAGUUCUGUUGUUUGUCUGUUACUAACUUUUAUUUUCCCAAAACCUGAUGUCCUGCUUUCUAACCUCCAUAUAUAAACACUUUUUAGCGCCUGCAGAUGUAAAUCACUGCCAUGUUUUUGUUAGCAUUCUAUCCCACCAGAAAAUGUGAUUGCCACUGUCUUACAUGUGUAUGACAGUUUGACUUAUUCCUUCUUUUGCAGAUCACACCAGUAUGCCUUUCUUUUUCCUUCCCAGUCAGUAUUUUUUAUUUUUUUAUUUUGAAGUAUUACUUGGUUAAGCAGUUCAAAUUUGCUUCUGCCUGCCCUGCAAUGUGGGGUUUUUUUUUUGGAGAUGGGGCAGUUAUAUCCAUCUUCACUUCACACUCUGUCCCCCACACUCGACCACGUGCGGCAGGCUUCAGACUACGAGAACCUGAAGAGUAGCAGCGAGGUGUCAGGUUUUUUUCCCCCCUGCUGUGAUCUUGAAGAAGGCUAAAUCCCGCUUGGUGCCGUGGUAUUCAUCGAGCUUGUUUUGGGAGUGAGGGGUGUGCGUGUCAUCUUGUGUAUCAAUCAGUGUGUGAAAGGCACACUCUGUUACAUUAGACAUUAAAAUAUCAAUCCUCUGUCUCA